This is a messenger RNA of Temnothorax curvispinosus, 2230 nucleotides long. RefSeq names its product glutamine synthetase-like. Bases 570 to 1778 code for a protein of 402 amino acids. Gene Ontology annotation, cellular component: cytoplasm. Lineage: Eukaryota; Metazoa; Arthropoda; Insecta; Hymenoptera; Formicidae. Gene Ontology annotation, molecular function: glutamine synthetase activity. The transcript has 4 exons. The record is from RefSeq and is a predicted model, not a curated record.
AACAUGUAUAAUAACAUGUAACAGAUUUAAUUUUUUAAAUUUAUUUGAACGCAUCAAGAUAACUAAAAUCAGUUAUACAUGCAUGCUCUGAUAAUGCCGAUAAUUUCUACAGUGUCUGUAAUUUCAUUUCCAACUUUACUUAAACGUCGAGCGAUCACUUCUAGGAAUCCAUCCACGAUUCACUAUAAUAGUCGGGCUAAAAUUAAGAAAAAAAAUCCUAAAUUAAUUUUAUAGUAAAUCCACAUAGUAAAUCAAAUCAUUUAUAGUUCUUCGCUCCUUUUUAUACGUUCCGUCCCGCAUCAUGGACGCCGCGCGGAUGCGAGGUGCUAGUGCGUACGCUAUUAGGUAUCACCGAUAAGCCAACGACCAUCGCUUAUCGAUAAUUUUAGUCGCUCAUUGCGAAAAUGCGUCCUACGACUAAAUAACGAUAGCUUAUACUACUUGCAGAAAUAAUUUUUUGCGGGACGACGCGACGGACGCCCUCUGAUUUAUCUUUCUUCGACGAAAUAUAAUAGAAUUAAGUAUGCGUAAAUGUCUAGACACAUUUUUACGGAAGCUGACCGCAGCCUAUGUCGCAUAGUACCAUGCCGAAAAAUUCGAAUGCGGCGAAUGCAGAAAGUGCGGUAAAUGCGACGCAGAGUUCGAAUGCGGGGAAUGCUACGAAGUUAGACAAUAAGACUCAUUUGUUGCAAAAGUACCUCGAUCUACCCCAACCGGAAAAUGAGAUCCAGGUGCAGUACAUCUGGAUCGACAGAAGUGGCGAAGAAUUAUGUAGCAAGACCAAAACUCUGAGCUUCGUGCCGAAACGUCCUUCCGAACUGUCACCGUGGAUUCUCGAAAACAGUUCGAUGUUUCAGGCCCAUUUUUCUGAUCCAGUCAAGGAGGAUAUAUAUCUCUACCCGGUGGCGAUUUAUAAUGAUCCCUUUCGUCCCGGUAAUAAUAACAAGCUCGUGCUCUGCGACACUUACUACAGCGAUGAUACGCCAACGAAAACGAACAACCGGUGUCGCGCAAACCAAGCGAUGGAGUCUGUCAAGGAUCAGGAACCCUGGUUUGGCAUCAAGCAAAAGUAUACUUUUUUAGAUUUCAACGGUAAAGCGCUCCUUUGCUCCUCAAGGAAACAUAAGAGUAUGGAGUAUGAUUGCGGCAUCGGCGCCAACAAGGUAAUCGGCCGCGAAAUUGUCGAAGCCCAUUACAGAGCCUGCCUCUACGCUGGCGUGAAGCUCGCGGGUACCAAAGCUAUGGUGAAGCCUUCACAAUGGGAGUUUCAGGUGGGACCAUGCACGGGCAUCAAGGCCGGAGAUGAUCUGUGGAUCGCCCGAUUCAUUCUGCACCGUAUUGCCGAAGAAUUCGGUGUGAUCACCAAUCUGGAUCCGAAAACGAAUCCGAUGCAGCUCCGCUUGUGGUGGGAAGAAGACAGUCUCGCCAGAGACGCUAGUGCCGAUACCAACUUCUCGACGAAGGCGAUGCGCGGCGAAAACGGUAUCGCCGAAAUCGAGAAGGCGGUCGACAAGCUCAGCAAGCAACAUCUCAGGCACAUCCAGGCGUACGAUCCGCGCGGAGGAAAGAACAGCGAACGCAGACUGAACAACAGAUAUGAACCCAGCAAAAUUCGUUAUUUUAGUGCCGAGGUGGGCAAUCGAGACGCCAGCAUCCGCAUUCCCCGUCGCGUCGCCAAUGAGAAUAAGGGCUACCUGCAAGACAUGAGGCCUAGCAGCAACUGCGAUCCCUACUCCGUUUGCGACGCCCUGGUUCGUACUUGCGUGCUCAAUGAAUAAUAAAACCGCAGCACGACGAGGAUGCUUAUGAAAGACACGCCGGACCGACACGCACACACCCGCUUACCCUGGAGCGUACAUUACUUGUAAAACUUGAAAUCCUAUUUGUUUUUCUAUUUAGUACGAUGGUUAAUGUUGAAUUUCUCUACUGGAAAAGUUAAAAUUUGAGCAUUCAGUGUCUUAAGUAUCAUUCGAAAUAUUUAGCUGCAAGUUCUACAAAAACAAAAUUUACCAUUAACGAUUGUGCAUGGUAUUGCCGAAAGAGAAUUGAGAUUGGUUCAGUUUUCUUUCGCUGUUCACAUUAUGGAUAUGAUGUUUAGAGAAGGACAAAAGGGACCAUUGAUUCGUGAUUCGUUUAUUUCUGUACCUGUUUACUUCGCACUCUAGUCAACAUUACUGUACUUAAUUUUUCCAUGAAGAUGUGAAAAAAUAAAACACAGAAAUUUAGCGUA